Anoplophora glabripennis (Asian longhorned beetle) is the source of this 4317-nucleotide messenger RNA. It is a transcript of the gene Cand1, whose product is annotated as cullin-associated NEDD8-dissociated protein 1. Gene Ontology annotation, biological process: protein ubiquitination; SCF complex assembly. Gene Ontology annotation, cellular component: nucleus. The record is from RefSeq and is a predicted model, not a curated record. The coding region runs from base 446 to 4162 and encodes 1238 amino acids. The transcript has 14 exons. NCBI's taxonomy places the organism in Eukaryota, Metazoa, Arthropoda, Insecta, Coleoptera, Cerambycidae.
AGUUUUAAGCGUGUUUGGCUGGGCUCGGAGAUUGUAUUAACAUAAAUUCGUUUGUAUAUAAUUGACGAUUUUGAACCGGCAAAAAAUGCGAUUGCAUAUCGAGAGCAGUUGGCAAUGAUAUGGAAUAAAGUGAAUUUAGUAUACUUUUACAUGUUGUAAGAACGAGAAUUAAAAUAUAUACAUUAUCACGCCGAGUUUUGUAAAUAUUUCAUCUUGCUAAGGAAAUACUAGAGGGUGUAACUAUAAAUACAGUGGAUAUGUAAAUAUAUGAUGAUUAUCUCCAUCUCCAAUUAACCUACAAAAUUAUGAAGUGUACAUAGUUUUUAUUUAAUUGCUUAUUGAAUGUAUACACCUUAUAUUGAUUUCUGUGAUUAAUUUUAAUUAAUUGUAAUUUUUAUUGUUUAUUAAAAUUUUUAUUGUCGAUUGUACUCUAAAAACAAUAAUCAUGGCAAGUGUUUCUUAUCAAAUUGCAAAUUUGCUCGAAAAGAUGACUUCAUCGGACAAAGAUUUCCGGUUUAUGGCAACUAACGAUUUAAUGACCGAACUACAGAAGGACAGUAUCAAACUCGAUGAUGACUCUGAAAGAAAAGUUGUACGAAUGCUACUUAAACUGCUUGAAGACAAGAAUGGCGAAGUUCAGAAUUUAGCUGUGAAAUGCUUGGGACCCCUUGUUAAUAAAGUUAAGGAAUAUCAGGUGGAGACAAUCGUCGAGUCUCUCUGUGCUAACAUGGUAUCAGACAAAGAACAGUUACGAGAUAUAUCCAGCAUUGGCCUUAAGACGGUUAUAGCAGAGUUACCUCAGGCUCCUGGCGGACUGUCUGGGAACAUCUGCAAAAGAAUCACUGGACGCUUGACCACGGCUAUAGAAAGACAAGAAGAUGUUUCUGUGCAACUUGAAGCCCUCGACAUCAUCACAGACUUGCUGUUACGAUUUGGGCCAGUGUUGCAGGCUUUCCACGGUUCUAUCCUAGCGGCUCUGUUGCCGCAGCUAUGCUCACAGAGGCAGGCUGUAAGGAAACGUACCAUCAGCGCUUGCAGUAACCUAGUCCUAUCGUGUAACAACACACUUUACACGAAACUGAUCGAUCACUUAUUCGAUGGCUUAUGCUCCGACAAGAACAACUCCCAAAUCAGGACUUACGUUCAGUGUAUUGCUGCGGUAUGUCGGCAGUCGGGGCACAAAUUCGGGGAGCACAUCGAGAAAUUCGUGCCUCUCAUUCUGCAGUGUAGCCAGGUGGAUGAUGACGAGUUGAGAGAAUUCUGUUUGCAAGCGUUCGAAAGCUUCAUUAAUCGAUGCCCUAAGGAAAUCACGCCCAAUAUUCCAUCUAUAACUGACCUGUGUCUGAAGUACAUGACAUACGAUCCCAAUUACAACUAUGAUGAGGAUGAGAGCGCAAACAGCCAGACGGACGGUUACGAUGAGGACGAAGAGGAGGAGGAGAACGACGAGUACAGCGAUGACGACGAUAUGAGUUGGAAAGUACGAAGGUCUGCCGCCAAAUGUCUCGAAGCGAUCAUAUCCACGCGUCAUGAGCUCCUUCCCGAAUUCUAUAAAGUACUGUCACCAGCUUUGAUCGCCCGGUUCAAAGAACGAGAGGAAAAUGUCAAAUCCGACAUAUUCCACGCUUACAUCGCCUUACUUAAACAGACUAGAUCUACGGUAAAUGUGAAUAUGGACCCGAACGCUAUGGUGAUGGACGAUGAAGAGGAGACCCCGAUGACUUUGCUUCAACAACAGAUUGAGUUGCUCGUGAAAGGAGUUCAAGGACAGAUGCGAGAGAAAAGCAUGAAAACGAGACAGGAUUGCUUCCAAUUAUUAAAAGAAGUAUGUAUGGUGUUGCCGGGAGCAUUAAGUGUCCAUAUUGGAGAUUUAAUACCGGGAAUUUUGUAUUCCCUGAGCGAAAAGAACGCUAGUAGUAAUAUGAAAAUAGAUGCUUUGUCGUUUAUUUACUGCUUGCUGACCAGCCAUCAGCCGCAAGUUUUCCACCCGCAUAUAAGUAUAUUGCUUCCACCCGUGACCAACGCUGUUGGUGACAAUUUCUAUAAGAUAACCGCGGAGGCUUUAAAUGUUUUGCAAGUACUGGUUAAGGUCAUCAGGCCUUUGAAUAUAAACUCCGGAUUUGAUUUCACCCCCUUUACCAAAGAUAUCUACAGCUGCACGUUAGUUAGACUUAGAACGGCCGACAUUGACCAGGAAGUCAAGGAAAAAGCUAUUUCUACCAUGGGGCAGGUUGUCUGCAACCUGGGCGACCAUCUGAAAAGCGAAUUACCAUUCUGCUUGCCCCUGUUCUUGGAUAGAUUAAGGAAUGAGAUAACUAGACUGACUACGGUUAAGGCUCUUACGAAAAUAGCCGGAUCACCAUUAGGUAUUGAGCUGCCUAUUUUACCAGAAGCGAUGCCCAUCUUGGGGCUGUUUCUCCGCAAGAAUCAACGUGCCCUUAAACUUAGCACUCUCCAGUUAAUCGACUGCUUAAUCAAGAAUUACCACGAUGAUUUGAACGUGGUACUGCUGCAACCGAUCAUCGUCGAGGUACCACCACUGCUAGACGAAUCUGAUCUACACAUUGCACAGUGGACGUUAAUCAUUCUCAAGUCGGUGGCACUUCACCAUCCAAGAGCCCUUCAAGAUAUCAAUAAUACCAUUAUGCCCCAGGUUCUCCUUCUAGUCAAGUCUCCGUUGCUGCAAGGUACCGCUCUCCAGUCGAUGUUGGACUUUUUCAAGUCGCUCGUCAAAUGCAACUUGCCAGGACUGAACUACGACUCCCUUCUAAGACUUCUCCUCAUGCCAAUAUCAAAUCUUGCUACGUGCCAAACGGCUACUCUGCACAAACAGGCCUUCUACUCCCUAGCUAAAUGCGUGGCGGCCAUCACGGUCACUUGCCACGCUCACGCUUUGCCCGUGGUACCUCAGUUCAUUAACGAGAUACAGACUGCCUCGACUGAUUCUCAACAAAUUUUCGCCCUGUUGGUUGUUGGGGAGAUCGGUAGAGAAAUAGAUCUAACGUCAGUUCCUAACCUGAAACAAGUUAUACUAAACUCAUUUUCCGUUGUGUCCGAAGAAGUUAAGUCCGCGGCUAGUUAUGCUCUCGGUAGCAUUUGUAUUGGAAACCUGCAGCAGUAUCUACCGUUUAUCUUGAAAGAAAGCCAAGACCAACCUAAAAGGCAAUAUCUCCUAUUACAUUCGCUGAAAGAGGUUAUCACAUGUUUGUCGUAUACAGCCGAAGGCAUCCAGCAGCUUUUGCCGUUUGUGCCUGCGAUAUGGCAACAGCUGUAUCGUCACUGCGAGUGUGUUGAAGAGGGAACGCGCAACGUCGUAGCGGAAUGUCUAGGAAAACUGACGUUAAUCGAUCCCGCUAACUUACUGCCCAAGCUGAAACGAUCAUUAAAUUCUCCCUCGCCACUCAUGAGAACCACUGUGGUUACAGCGGUCAAAUUCACCAUUUCCGAUCAGCCUGCCUUGAUCGAUCCACUGUUAAGGCAAUGCAUCGGUGAAUUUUUGAACACAUUGCAAGACCCAGACCUCAACGUCAGACGCGUCGCUUUGGUGGCUUUCAACUCCGCCGCGCAUAACAAACCGUCUCUGAUUCGAGAUCUUCUCGACACAAUUCUACCACAACUUUAUGGAGAAACUAUCAUUAAGAGAGAUCUGAUUAGAGAGGUGGAAAUGGGACCAUUCAAGCACACGGUCGACGAUGGACUCGAUAUAAGAAAGGCCGCUUACGAGUGCAUGUAUACACUCCUUGAUUCUUGUCUAGAUAAAGUCGAUAUAUUCGAAUUCAUCAACCACGUCGAAACGGGACUGAAAGAUCAUUAUGACAUCAAGAUGCUGACGUAUCUAAUGGUUGCUAGAUUAUCUCAAAUAUGCCCAGGCGCAGUCUUCCAGAUGCUGGACAAACUGGUGGAACCUUUACGAGCUACAUUGACAAUGAAAGUAAAGGCCAAUUCGGUAAAACAGGAGUACGAGAAGCAAGACGAACUGAAGAGGUCUGCGAUGAGGGCCGUAGCGGCGCUACUCAGCAUACCUGAUGCAGAUAAAAAUCCGCACCUAAACGAAUUCGUGAGCCAGAUCAAGAACUCUAUAGACUUAGCACCGAUCUUUGAAUCUGUUCAAAAGGAUUCGUCUACAUCCCACAGCGAUUGUUUCCUCAUGGAUCAGAGCUAAAUAUGUAUCUGGUCGUUUCAUUAUUUGUCAUAGGAUAUUAUAAUAAAUUACAUUGCUGAAACUUACUGUGCAGUAUAGUACAUAAAUAACUGUUCUUUUACAUUGUUCAUACAUUUCAAUCAAUAUACCGUUUACUUUCAUUUCAUUCAUUAAAA